Messenger RNA from Nicrophorus vespilloides, 807 nucleotides. RefSeq names its product neuronal acetylcholine receptor subunit non-alpha-3-like. Gene Ontology annotation, cellular component: membrane; neuron projection; synapse. The record is from RefSeq and is a predicted model, not a curated record. NCBI's taxonomy places the organism in Eukaryota, Metazoa, Arthropoda, Insecta, Coleoptera, Silphidae. Gene Ontology annotation, biological process: nervous system process; monoatomic ion transmembrane transport; signal transduction. The transcript is spliced from 4 exons. Gene Ontology annotation, molecular function: extracellular ligand-gated monoatomic ion channel activity; neurotransmitter receptor activity; transmembrane signaling receptor activity. The annotation marks the transcript as partial.
AUGCGUCCGAACGGUAAAGAUUGUUUCGCGUUGAUGAAUUACGCUCUUCUAUACAACCCCAAUUUAAAAUCAGAGAUGAGUCGUCCUGCAAAUUUCGAACAAACAGCUGUAAAUGUGUCGAUUAACGUGGAAUCUUUUAGAAUGCUCGAUGCACCAUCCAUGUAUUGGUUCGAUACGAGAUUAGGAGCGAAUCAAUACACCUAUGUUAACUCGCUGAAGAGCAAGAUUUGGAAGCCGAAGAUCACAAGUCUGAGCGGCCAACAGAAGUGCUGCGAAGAUGAUGAAGACGCGAUGUUCUGGAGGGUUUACGGUGAAGAUGGAUUGGUUCUUUUAAGUCAAAAGAUGAUGAUCACCAGCUUCUGCAGAACGAACGAAGAUACCAUUCCCUUCGACACUCCCAAAUGCAACAUAUCAUUUGGUUCAUACCGAUUUUUGGAGGAAGAAGUCCGAUUGAAUCUGAGCGACGAUUUCGUGCGAUACGAUGAGAAAGAUUUCUAUUUAAACCAAUUUUCGCUGCUCAACAUAACCGGUUCAUCUUUAACAGUUUUGAGAGAAUCAGGCAACUUCUCCACAGUCGAAAUUACCUUCCUCCUGCGACGAAAUCGUGAGAACUACAUUAUGUUCAUAGUGAUACCUUGUCUGAGCGCAAUGGUCAUGCUAUACUCUACAUUGUGGAUCAACAAUAAAAUCGUGCAAAGAGGAAUGAGCGCAUUCAUCUUGCUCUAUUUUAUUUUCUUGCUAUACAACGUGACCAGUUUGCUGAACGGUAACUCUGUCAACGUUCUCAGCAAGUUCGUGCUGAAAAAC